CAGCCAUUUGAGUUGCGACACUCAAGCUUAUCCGAGAAAAAAAAAAUGUUUGAUGAGAGUGUCAAGAAACACACGAAGAAAAUGGCGACCAACCCAUUCAGCGGAAACUUCAAGAAUCAGAGUUCGACUAGGCUCUCCAGAGACGAUCCCAACUACGGCAAACCGGUGGCAGGCAGCAAGUCAGAGCGUCGUGGGAAGCAGGCAGCGAGGCACAUCAACGCCGAGGUGGUGUUACUCUGUGACAUGAUUUACCAAGAGGGCCAGCAGAACGAAGACGGCACCGCUGCCAUCUGCUUCGGCGACCUCUUCCAAAUCUACACUCGCAUCUCCAACAAGGUGGUAGGGAUGCUGCUCAGAGCCAGGAAGUACGGCCUAGUCGAUUUCGAAGGAGAAAUACUGUUUCAGGGGCGAGAUGAUGACAUGCCCAUCAUGCUACUGAAGCCCAUACAAGAGAUUCGAAGCGAAUUUCAGAGUGAUCAGGAGUUUGAAGUAGGCAUCUGUCACAAGGGUGACCCAUCCUCCCAGAGCUAGUCUAGCAGCACCCAGCACCUAGCUCCCAGCUUUAAAGUCUCAGAUACUGCAGUCGUAACUUAUAUUUUGUUUUUUGGAAUUAGAGGCGACCAGUUCCUAGCACAAAAUAUCUUGCAGUUUUAAGUUCGUGGGACUGUGAUGAAUAAUAACAGCUUCCAGCACUAGACAUAGCAACAUCCAACACUAGACGUAGCAACACCCAGCACUAGACCUAACAACACCCAGCAUUAGACGUAGCAACCCCCAGCACUAGACCUAACAACACCCAGCAUUAGACGUAGCAACACCCAAUAUUAGACGUAGCAGCACCCAGCAUUAGACGUAGCAACACCCAACACGAGACGUAACACCCAGCACUAGACAUAGCAACACCCAGCACUAGACGUAGCAACACCCAACAUAAGACGUAGUAACACCCAGCACUUGAUGUAGCAACAUUCAUCACUAGUAAUAUUAAGGCACAUGUGCAACACUUGGGUAUCUAUACUGUAGAGACGUUUUGCCAACCAGUAGUCCUUAUCCGUCUCCAAUAAUAAUCUCUGUAUUAAAGUGAUAAAAGACACUGGCUGGCGAAAGGUCUGCACAGUCAAGAUACCCAAGUGUUGUAUUAUGUCGUAAUCUUCUACUGAACACUUGAUCUACUAGGCUUUGUGGAUCUUAUUUAUGACGGAAUAUUGUAACAAAUCAGAUAUUUGUAUUCUUCAGGUAAGCUUUUAAAGAAAUUCAUGAAUAAUAAUAUCUGCCAUGAUGUAUACAGAGUGGUGUGUAUUUAUCUUUUUUUUUUUAUAUUUUAUUUAAAGCAAUACAAAUACAAGUUGAUAUAAAACACAGAACAGAUUAAUACACAAGAAUCCAACACAGUGACACCUCAACCAGGUCGUCUAAAUACAUGCAAAAGAUUAAUAUUACAUAGAACAAUGUAACACUGAAGUUCAACAGAACUCAAAGGCUACCUAUGCACAUGUUUAUUUACCAAUGAAACUAACAUCACCACAAAAUAUAAAACAUUGAUACAAAUACAAGCGAAGAUAAGUAUACUAAAAUGUCACAAGACCUUAAAUAAUACUAACACAAUGUGAAAUAUUACAUGCCAAACACAUGUAUACAACUACCAAUAAAGUUGGUAUUACCGGUAA
Messenger RNA from Cherax quadricarinatus, 1667 nucleotides. The record is from RefSeq and is a predicted model, not a curated record. Lineage: Eukaryota; Metazoa; Arthropoda; Malacostraca; Decapoda; Parastacidae.